AUGGCGUCCAGCGCGGUGGCGUACGCGGCGCUCAUGAUCUGCUCCAGCGGCUGCUCGGUGUGCGGCAACUCCAUGCUUCUCCUGGUGGCGCUCCUCAACAACAACCUGCGCACCGACACCUGGCCGCUCACCUGCAGCUUCUGCCUGUGCGACCUGGCGCUGGGCCUGACCAUCAUGCCCUUCAGCGCCCACGCCAGCCUGUUCCGGCCCGUGGAGGGCUACCCCAGCGAGGGCGCGCUCUGCCAGGCCUCGGCCUUCCUCUUCGUCCUGCUCCAGCUGGCCUCCGUCCACUCGCUGACCUGGGCCACGGUGGACAAGUUCACGGAGAUCUGCUUCGCGCUGAGCUACGCCCGCGUCUUCACCGCGCGCCGCGUGCGGGCCGUGCUCGCUGCCGUCUGGGCCUACUGCCUGCUGAUCGCCGCGCUGCCGCUGGCGGGCUUCGGCAGCUACGGCUACGGCGAGGGCCGCCGCGUGUGCGCGCCCAGCUUCCGCAGCUCGUGCGUGGGCUUCAACGUGCUCUUCGUGGGCCUGGGCGUCAUCGCGCCCAUCCUGGCCAUGUGCUGCCUGUACGGCUACAUCGUCUACGUGGCCAAGAAGCAGGCGCGCCGCGGCACCUUCGUCUGCAACGAGCAGCACUGCUUCUACGUGCCCGCCAACAACUACCUCCGCAGCUCCGUCGUCAUGAUCGCCACCGUAGUGUGUCUGUUGGUGUGCUGGCUGCCCUACAUCGUGAUUUGCUUCUACGAAUCACUGACGGGGAAGGAGAGCCCAGAGCCCGCCUCUGCUGUGGCCACAUGGCUGAUGCUCUUCACCUCCGCACUCAACCCCUGGAUCAACUCCAUGACUCAGACACGCUACCGGGCGGCUCUGCGGCUCAGUCUGACCAAGCUGCGGCAGAUGUUCCAGCAGCGGCGCAAGAAAACCUCCCUGACUCAGAUAACGGCCACCCAGCCGUCCAGCGCCAGAGAAAGCUGCUCGUCCGCACCACAGCCCCCCGCCGGCCAAUCACGAGUGCCCGCAGGCAUUUCCCAGCAUCCCACGGGGCAUGAGCAUCAGCACAAACCCAGCACAUGAGCACGAGCCCAGUAGAUAGCACAGUCCAGGACCGAGUCGAUCACAGCAUGCACAUCAACGGGUUAGAAAAAAAAAAAAACAUUAACCAAAAAAAAGAAAAAAAGGAAAACACAAAGCAACAAGCCAUAUGGAGGCCGCAGGAUGACUAAGAGACAUUUGCAUUUUUCCGGCACUUUCCAAGCCAAGCGUGUGCGCAGCGGCGACAUGUGAGGGAGUGUGAGGAGGAGUGAGGAGGCAGGAGUGCACUAAAGACUUCUCUUUCUACAAAAGGACGGCUCGUCUGCAUACCACUGUGUCAAUGCCACAGCGGGGACCACUAAAGGACCUUCUCUAGCCGCUCAAGUUAAAAAAAAAACAACAGCUUGCUCACUUGCCAACACGUGCACUCUCAAUGGCAGCAGUGGGCACGACUCACACUGCGCCAAACACAACAAAGGGUUCAGGAUGUUUUCAAGCCCUGGCUACAUUAUUUUGUAUUAUUUAUUAAAAUAAAAUAAA
Molecule: messenger RNA, 1572 nt
Organism: Sardina pilchardus (European sardine)
Lineage: Eukaryota; Metazoa; Chordata; Actinopteri; Clupeiformes; Clupeidae
Product: adenosine receptor A3
Exons: 3
Coding region: 1-1074 (357 amino acids)
Biological process (GO): cellular response to light stimulus; G protein-coupled receptor signaling pathway; phototransduction
Cellular component (GO): plasma membrane
Molecular function (GO): G protein-coupled photoreceptor activity
Source: RefSeq, a predicted model, not a curated record